Molecule: messenger RNA, 537 nt
Organism: Aspergillus ibericus CBS 121593
Lineage: Eukaryota; Fungi; Ascomycota; Eurotiomycetes; Eurotiales; Aspergillaceae
Exons: 3
Coding region: 1-537 (178 amino acids)
Source: RefSeq, a predicted model, not a curated record
AUGCAACGGAUUAUGCUCCUCCUAGCUGCUGUUGCAGCACUGGUCACAUCCAGCUUGGCAUUGGGCUUCCCCGAUGCCUUUCCGAUGCUGAGGAGAGAGUCGAUAGAGCCUGGCAGUCCACUGUAUGAAUGCCACGCGAAUUGCGGUGGUGUAAUCCUUAUCUCCCAAGACAGCGACCACGACAGUUACUGCUCAAACUCGACAUACAAAUCCGAGUUGAGCGCCUGUCUCAAGUGUGCCCUGACCUACAACAUCUGGCAGUACUAUGGGGACGACGUGGCGUCUGCGGCCGAGGCAUGCGGCGAUAGUGCUACGCCCAGCGCUUCUUCUGCCACCGGCGCUGCAGCGACUUCCACUGCGGCGUCCAACUACUCAACAACGAAUACCGGCACUCGGGCGACCAUCACUUCCUCGGCUACCCGCAGUAGCUCUGCCUCCACCGCAACAUCUACCUCCGGUGGCACAACUGUCACAUUCAGUCUGAGUGCAGUGGUGCUGGUGGUUGCAGCUGUGGCUGGGAUGGGGGCUUUAGCAUGA